This is a messenger RNA of Pseudovirgaria hyperparasitica, 3003 nucleotides long. RefSeq names its product ATP-dependent DNA ligase. Gene Ontology annotation, molecular function: DNA binding; ATP binding; DNA ligase (ATP) activity. The transcript has 2 exons. The record is from RefSeq and is a predicted model, not a curated record. NCBI's taxonomy places the organism in Eukaryota, Fungi, Ascomycota, Dothideomycetes, Acrospermales, Acrospermaceae. Gene Ontology annotation, biological process: nucleotide-excision repair, DNA gap filling; DNA recombination; double-strand break repair via nonhomologous end joining. Gene Ontology annotation, cellular component: DNA ligase IV complex. Bases 1 to 3003 code for a protein of 1000 amino acids.
AUGGCUCGAGUCCGAGAUAUACGGAUGCAGGACGCAGAUGCUGCGGAAGAAGAACGCAAACAGUAUAUUGGCGAGAAUCUAAAAGAACUUGACACAAACUACCCAAACCGACCUCACAAUCACUCGAAGACCUUGCCGUUCCAUGAGUUAUACUCAUCGCUGUUCAACCCCCUCAAUGAAAACAAGAAGAAGCCCACAGGUCCUGUUCAGGCCAGGCGGAAACAGGGACCUCAUGGCCCCGCCAACUUAAGCCCGCAUGAAGUCAGAAGGAACAUCGUUGAACGCUUUAUUUCGAGAUGGAGAAAUGAGGUUGGCAACGACAUAUAUCCGGCAUUUAGAUUGAUUGUACCAGAGAAAGAUCGCGAUCGCUCCAUGUAUGGCUUGAAAGAGAAGGCCAUCGCGAAGAUAUUGAUCAAGGUACUUCGAAUAGACAGGAAUUCGGACGGCGCAUACGGCAUGCUCAACUGGAAACUCCCAGGGCGCAACUCUACGACAGCUAACGCAGGCGAUUUUGCCGGACGCUGCUAUGAAGUUCUUAAAGGCCGACAAAUGAGAUCCAGUCCUGGGCUUUACACGAUAGGCGACGUCAACGAAAUGCUGAACCGCCUGUCAGCCAUAUCGAAAGAAGAGGAACAACUUCCUUUGUUUCAGCAAUUCUACAGUCACAUGAACGCAGAGGAGAUGACCUGGCUCAUCCGAAUCAUUCUUCGGCAAAUGAAAGUAGGCGCAACAGAGAAAACCUUUUUUGAUAUCUGGCAUCCGGAUGCUGAGCAACUAUUCAACAUAUCAUCCAGCCUUCGUCGAGUUUGCUGGGAGCUGUAUGAUCCAACCCUUCGCCUGCAAGGGAGUGAAGUUGGUGUUGCAUUAAUGCAAUGCUUUCAACCCCAGCUAGCACAAUUCCAAGAGCACACAUUCGACAAGGUCUUGUCCAAAAUGCAUCUUACGGAAGAUGACAACGUUUUCUGGAUCGAAGAAAAGCUAGACGGUGAGCGCAUGCAGCUUCACAUGGUUCAAGAUGAAUCUGUUGCUGGUGGUGUGCGGUUCAACUUUUGGUCAAGGAAGGCGAAGGACUAUACUUAUCUGUAUGGCAAUGGACUUCAGGAUGAGAAUAGCGCCUUGACCAGGCACCUCAGGAAAGCCUUCAAGGACGGGGUACGUAAUAUUAUCCUGGACGGCGAGAUGAUCACAUGGAGUAUGGAGCAAAAAGCUAUAGUGCCAUUUGGUACCUUGAAAACCGCUGCAUUGUCCGAGCAAAAGAACCCAUACGGCCUUACGAACCGACCGGUGUUUCGUGUGUUUGACUGCCUAUUCUUGAACGAUACCCCGCUGACCAAAUAUACAUUGCGCGAUCGGAGACGGGCCCUCGAAUCAAGUAUUGAAAAUGUCCCAGACCGCCUCGAAAUUCAUCCUUACCAACAAGCCAGCUCGAAAAAAGAAAUCGAAACAGAGCUUCGCAAGGUUGUGGCCGAUUCCUCUGAAGGAUUGGUGAUUAAGAAUCCUCGGUCUAUCUAUCGCCUGAAUAGCCGUAAUGAUGACUGGGUCAAGGUCAAGCCUGAGUACAUGUCAGAGUUUGGAGAAGAACUUGAUUGCGUGGUCAUCGGUGGCUAUUAUGGUUCCGGUCAUCGAGGCGGUAAUCUCUCGAGCUUCUUGUGUGGACUUCGAUUUGAUAGUGGCCCAAAGUCAUUAUCGACACAAGUUUUUCACUCUUUCUUCAAGGUUGGAGGUGGCUUCGCGGCGCAGGAUUACGCAGAGAUUCGUGAACGAACCGAGGGUAAAUGGGUCACAUGGGAUCCCAAGAAGCCACCAAAACAUCUCAUCGAGCUUGGAGGCCUGGAUAAACAAUAUGAGAGGCCCGACGUCUACAUCAACCCCCGAGACUCUCUCGUGGUUUCCGUUAAAGCAGCAUCCGUCACGCCUACGGAUCAAUUCCGAACACAGUUCACGCUCAGGUUUCCCCGCUUCAAGAAGUUACGACUGGACAAGGAUUGGGAAUCUGCUCUCACGUACCAAGGCUUUCUGGACUUGAAGCACAAUGCGGAACAGGAACAACAAGAAAAGAAAUUUGAACUGAUGGCCAACAGGAAGCAACGAUCGACACGCUCCAGGAAAAGACCUUUAAUUGUUGCCGGUACCAACGAGAGAGUAGAAACACCAUACGCAGGUCCACAGACCAGAGUUUUCGAGGGCAUGACGUUCCACGUUCUCACUGAGGCUCUGAAACCACAAAAGAGGAACAAGGCUGAGCUCGAGCAGCUGAUCAAGUCAAAUGGCGGCAAUAUAAUUGCGAAUGCCAGAGACGAGAAGAUCAUAUGCAUUGCUGAUAGACGACCCUUGGCUGUAGCAGCUAUCGAAAAGCGACAGGAUCGGUCUGUCGUACGCCCAUUAUGGUUAUUUGACUGCAUCGCCCAAAGCAAUGCUGAUGCUAGUCGGCCGAAAUAUCUCCUGCCCUAUGAGCCUAGCCAUUUAUUGUUCGGCAUCGAAGAGGACCAGCUUUCAGCCGACAAUAAUAUUGACAAGUAUGGUGAUAGCUAUGCGCGAGAUCUGACACCUGACGGUCUCAAAGAAUUGUUCAGAGUAAUGCCGAAGAUGGAGGAAGAGGAUGAUGACGACGAAGUCAUGGAUGUUGAUGACGCGGAAGGCGAUGAGAUCGACAUGGGUGGCUUGCCAGGGUGCGUAUUUCGUGGCGUUGUGGUCUACUUCGACAACGGCUCGAGUGAUACAGUUAUGGAAGAUGAAGACGUCUGUAGCACCGGGAAGGAGGACAAAUUAAGCAUGUUUCUCGCUACGAACAUUGUAAGAUUCGGUAGCGGACGAACUUGCGGCGAUCUUGACGACUGCAACAUCACUCAUGUGGUGAUCGGCAAGGACCGAUCACGGCUCAAAGACAUUCGGUCGCAAAUAUCUCACAAGACGAAAGUACCCCGUAUGGUCACUACGGAAUGGAUUCAGGAAUGUUGGACAGAGAAGACGCUGUUGGACGAGGAACGGUUUACCCCGCAAUGA